AUGGGGUUGUGUGCUUCGCAUUUGGAUGCGAUGGGCGUGCUUGUGUUUGGAUUUACUGGUGUGGUUCUUUUUGGGGAAAGUCUGGUGCAAGGAAUGAGGAUACAAGGUGAGAAUACAGUUGUUGGAGUUUUGAAUUAUUUAUCUAUUCAUCAAAAGACUAAUGACACAAGAUUUUCGUCAGUUGUAGCUGAAUAUGAUGAUAAGGGUGCACAUAUUUUUCGUGUUUUGAAUGCUAGUGAUGCAUUUGAAGAACCUUUGUUUUGUAUCAUUGGGUCUGGGGUUCAGUCUGGCGCACCAUUUCUUGAAACAAGACAUCGAUUUGUGAUAUUGUCUGACACUGCUUGUGAGAUUGUACUUCUAGCUAUCUGCUAUGUUACUAGAUUUGACGAAUGUAUGGGUGGCUGUGCAAAAGCCAUCCAUUUCAACCAAAAUGGAGAUAUCACAAUCUAG
This is a messenger RNA of Oldenlandia corymbosa var. corymbosa, 450 nucleotides long. The record is from the annotation of a GenBank genome assembly. Lineage: Eukaryota; Viridiplantae; Streptophyta; Magnoliopsida; Gentianales; Rubiaceae.